Molecule: messenger RNA, 1642 nt
Organism: Trifolium pratense (red clover)
Lineage: Eukaryota; Viridiplantae; Streptophyta; Magnoliopsida; Fabales; Fabaceae
Product: lecithin-cholesterol acyltransferase-like 1
Exons: 2
Coding region: 127-1479 (450 amino acids)
Biological process (GO): lipid metabolic process
Source: RefSeq, a predicted model, not a curated record
CCAUCUACACAAUCCAUUUAUAUCCAAAAAAAUUCCUCACAAAAUACAAAGCAUAUUAGUAACUGAAAGGACUAACUAUAUAUCUAUUAAAUUAUCUUAUCAUAUUACUAUACACAGUGUAUUGUGAUGAAGAAACAUAAUCUCAAAAUUUGCAUUGCCACAACAGUGAGAGUAUUUGUGAUGCUAUCAUUAAUAUGUUGCACAAAUGUUGCAAUUAGCACAAACAACAAAAACAACCUUAAUCCGCUGAUUCUAGUACCAGGUAAUGGAGGGAACCAAUUAGAAGCAAAAUUAACCAAACAAUACAAAUCUUCUAGCUUAAUUUGUGAUCCAUGGUACCCACCUUUCAAGAAGAAAAAUGGUUGGUUUAGAUUAUGGUUUGAUUCAAGUGUCUUACUUGCUCCAUUCACUAAAUGUUUUGCUUCACGUAUGACUCUUUAUUAUGAUCAACAACUUGAUGAUUACUUUAAUGCCCCUGGUGUACAGACACGUGUCCCUCGCUUUGGUUCUACAUACUCUCUUCUUUAUCUUAAUCCUCGUCUUAAGCUUGUGACAGAGUACAUGGCAACCUUGGUAGAAUCAUUAGAACAGCUUGGUUACAUAGAUGGUGAAAAUCUGUUUGGGGCUCCUUAUGAUUUUCGAUACGGUCUAGCAGCACCAGGUCAUCCAUCUCGAGUAGGAUCCAAAUUCCUAGAUGACCUAAAGAAUUUGAUUGAAGAAGCGAGUAAUUCCAAUGGAGGGAAACCGGUAAUACUUGUGUCACAUAGUUUAGGAGGUUUAUUCGUUCUCGAACUCCUUAAUCGGAACCCUUCGUCUUGGCGCAAGAAAUUUAUUAAACAUUUUAUAGCUCUUUCUGCUCCGUGGGGAGGAACUGUUGAUAUAAUGUUCACUUUUGCAUCAGGAAAUACUUUGGGGGUGCCAUUAGUAAAUCCUUUGAUUGUAAGAAAUGAACAGAGAAGUUCUGAGAGUAACCUAUGGCUUAUGCCUAAUCCUAAGAUGUUUGAUGCUAAAAAAUCAUUAGUUACUACUCCGGAUAGAACCUAUUCAGCUCAUGAUAUGGUUGAUUUUCUUAAAGAUAUCGGUUUUCAAGAAGGGGUUUAUCCUUAUGAAACUCGCAUUUUACCUUUGAUGGCGAAAAUAGAAGCACCAGAAGUGAAUAUGACUUGUAUUGUAGGGAAGGGUGUGAAGACUCCGGAGGAAUUAAUUUAUAGGAACGGUGAUUUUGAUGAACCGCCAGAGUUCUCUUAUGGCGAUGGCGAUGGAACUGUGAAUAUGGUGAGCUUGUUAGCACUUGAGAAACUAUGGAAAGAUGAGAAAAAUCAGUAUUUGAAAGUGAUUAAGAUUGGUGGGGUGUCUCAUACUUCUAUAUUAAAAGAUAAAGUUGCACUUGAGGAAAUAAUUGGUGAGAUUAGUAGAAUUAAUUCUCAUGCUCAACUUGGUUUGAGCAAUCUUUCUUUGGCUACAUGGGAUGAGAAAUGAUCGCGGACAUGUAUAGUACCAAACGAAAAGCUAGUACUUGAUGCGAUGGAAUCAUAUAUCCAUUGUCAGCAAAUUUAAUUUUCGGUUGAGUUUUGUAUUGUCAUUUUACUUAUUGAUAUAGGGAUCAACUAUUAUGAUGUGAAUAUAUGAGACAAUUUUUUAA